Messenger RNA from Fusarium graminearum PH-1, 705 nucleotides. RefSeq lists its product as uncharacterized. Lineage: Eukaryota; Fungi; Ascomycota; Sordariomycetes; Hypocreales; Nectriaceae. The record is from RefSeq and is a predicted model, not a curated record. Bases 1 to 705 code for a protein of 234 amino acids. The transcript has 2 exons.
AUGUCACAAGAGAUUAAUGCCAGUUGGUACAUGCGUCUCGUUGCCAUUUUUCUUUACAAAAUCAACACGAUACCGUGCCUUCGCCGUUUGCACGUACAAGUCCCAAAGGUGUAUUGCAGUUUCAAACACAAGGGCCGCGUGUUCAUACUCAUGGAGAGAAUCGCAGGUCAAGACUUGGCGCAAGGGUGGACACAAAGAUCAGAAGAGUCUAAGGCGCGCAUUUUGGCACAGCUGAAGACUAUAACAACAAAACUACGUAGCAUCACUCCUCAGAAUGGUAUAGGCGUCGCAAACGUAGAUGGAGGCCCCAUCUUCGAUCAACGUCUUCCUGAAAAAUCCUUCUGGGGCCCUUUUAUCACAAUACAGGACUUUCAUCGAGAAUUGCGUCACGGACUGGAACUCAGAGACGAUGAAGAAGCCUUCCCAGGUCUACGAGAACUCAUUGAAUUCCACAACAGUUCAAUGCAGAGACCGGUUUUCACUCAUGGCGACCUCAGUAGCUUCAAUAUCAUGGCGGUAUAUGACAAGGUUACUGGCAUCGUGGAUUGGGAGACAGCCGGAUGGAUGCCUCCGUACUGGGAGUAUACAUCAGUCUGGCAUGUAAAUCCACGCAAUGUGUUUUGGAAAGACGCCAUUGAUGAAUUUCUUGAACCUUUACCCUAUGAAUUGGAAAUGGAAAAAGAUACGUCGACAAUACUUUGGUGA